Messenger RNA from Erigeron canadensis, 1885 nucleotides. Its product is annotated as probable protein phosphatase 2C 60. NCBI's taxonomy places the organism in Eukaryota, Viridiplantae, Streptophyta, Magnoliopsida, Asterales, Asteraceae. The record is from RefSeq and is a predicted model, not a curated record. The transcript has 5 exons. Gene Ontology annotation, biological process: protein dephosphorylation. The coding region runs from base 334 to 1506 and encodes 390 amino acids. Gene Ontology annotation, molecular function: cation binding; protein serine/threonine phosphatase activity.
CUUUGAUAAACUCCUCUGACUAUCUGUCUCUUCACCCCUCCUUUGAUAAGCACUCUCUCUUUCUCUCUCUCUCUUUCUGAAUAUCGGUCCACUGCUUUGCUGUCAUCUCUUGGUCCCAAUUUCUUGAUUUACAGACCAAAAAAAGCUGCCUGCUUCAUUUCAAUUAUUUUCUGAUUGGGUUUUCAAACUGAUCCAAUAAUAAUACUUUAGAUCUCUCCUUCAGAUCUUCUUCUUCUGCUUCACCUUUUAAAGGAUUUUAAAGACCCGGGAUUGAUUUGAGGUGCGUAAGUGGGAAUGCGGAUAACUCAAAGAGGGAUUUCAAUGAGAUGAGGUAUGCUAUUCGGGUUCAUGAACUUUUUGUGGGCUUGUUUUCGGCCGAGGUCGGACCGACAUGUUCACAAUGGUUCUGAUUCUGGCGGUCGUCAAGAUGGGCUUUUAUGGUACAAGGAUACAGGACAACAUUUUAAUGGAGAUUUUUCCAUGGCUGUAGUUCAAGCCAAUAAUUUAUUGGAGGAUCAGAGUCAGCUUGAAUCAGGGUGUUUGAGCUUGCAAGAAUCAGGACCUUAUGGUACCUUUGUAGGAGUGUAUGAUGGACAUGGAGGACCUGAGACGUCACGGUUUAUUAACAGUAACCUCUUUCAACAUCUCAAGAGGUUUACUUCCGAGAAUCAAUCGAUGUCAGUGGAGGUAAUUAAGAAGGCAUUUCAGGCAACGGAAGAUGGUUUUCUCACUCUUGUAUCAAAACAGUGGCCAAUGAAACCACAAAUAGCUGCCGUUGGAUCAUGCUGCCUAGUUGGGGUAAUAUGUGGUGGAACCCUUUACAUUGCUAAUCUUGGAGACUCUCGAGCUGUUUUGGGGAGGCUUGUGAAGUCAACUGGGGAAGUUCUUGCUAUUCAACUUUCAGCUGAACACAAUGCAUGUAUAGAGUCUGUAAGACAGGAGCUGCACUCCACACAUCCAGAUGACUCGCAAAUUGUAGUUUUGAAGCAUAACGUGUGGCGGGUAAAAGGGCUCAUACAGAUAUCAAGAUCCAUAGGGGACGUCUACUUGAAAAAGGCAGAAUUUAAUAGGGCCCCUUUGUAUGCCAAGUUCCGCCUACGUGAACCUUUUAAAAGACCAAUAUUGAGCUCAGAUCCAUCAGUUUCGGCUCACCAGUUGCAGCCACAUGAUCAGUUCAUAAUAUUUGCUUCAGAUGGCCUCUGGGAGCACCUGACAAACCAAGCAGCUGUUGAUAUUGUUCAAAAUCACCCGCGCACUGGAAGUGCUAAGAGAUUAGUAAAAGUUGCAUUGCAGGAAGCAGCAAAGAAGAGGGAAAUGAGAUACUCUGACUUAAAAAAGAUAGAUCGUGGGGUUCGUCGUCAUUUCCACGAUGACAUCUCGGUGAUCGUGCUCUUUCUUGACUCGAACCUCAUGAGCAGAGCUAGCUCGGUUAGAACCCCUAGCGUCUCAGUGAAAGGAGCAGGAAUUAAUCUACCAGCAAACACACUUGCUCCUGGCCCCACCUGAUGGUCUCUCAAAUCUCUACUAUACAUAUAGAAACAGUCUGUGUAUCCCUCUCUAAUUUGACAUUUCCCGUACUAUAUCCUCAGUGUGAAUACACCCCAAAGAAAGAGAAAUCCAAGGUAGUUUCUUGUGAAUGGUCAAACCAGGCAACCUGGUGCACCAUGGUUCCUUGGAUAGAGAAUGGAAGGCCCAUGUAGUUUCUUGUGAAUGGUCAAACCAGGCAACCUCGGUGCACCAUGGUUAACUGUAUGUUGGUUGCUUAGAGUAAAAGUUUAAAAUUCUUUAUAGUAAAAUGUAACAUGUUGAGUUGGGGUACUACUAAAACUUCACAGGUACAAGUGUUAUAGUUUAUUCCCUUUAUUUACUGUGUUUUAACUGAAAA